Molecule: messenger RNA, 4547 nt
Organism: Anarrhichthys ocellatus (wolf-eel)
Lineage: Eukaryota; Metazoa; Chordata; Actinopteri; Perciformes; Anarhichadidae
Product: sterile alpha motif domain-containing protein 9
Exons: 1
Coding region: 94-3141 (1015 amino acids)
Cellular component (GO): cytoplasm
Source: RefSeq, a predicted model, not a curated record
CUGAGAAAGACCCAAUAUUUGACAUCUACAAGUCUUUCAUAAAACAAACAAAAGAGGAAAGUAUCAUCAAUAUUUGUGAAUCUCAGGGCAUUUAUGAAAAAUGGCGUGAGCUUGUACAAGAAAAGUGUGACUCUGACCCACUGGGUCAGAGUCACACUGGGUCAACACAUUGGGUCAACACAUUGGAUCAAUGUGUUGGGUCAACACAUUGACCCACUAUCUAUAUAUGAGCUGACCCUCAGUGAGGUCAAUGGAACCAUAAUGGCACUGGGACCAUUCAAUCAGUCGUCUGAAAGGUUGCUUCCCUCUUCUGGUUCUAGUUUUGUUGUUCUAAAGCAGAAGGAUGAAGACUUAUUAACAGCUCUGGAUAUUUUGUGUCUGAAUCAGUGUGAAAAAACAAUUGAUGAAAACAGUUCAGAGUUUCAUGACCACAGAAUCAGAGUUGAGGAGGAAUUCUACAAAGGAGGCAAAGUCAAAUGGUGGAACUUCUACUUCUGUGACAAAGACAAAGAGAAGCCAUUUGUUAAACGGGACAAGUAUGAAAAUGUGAAGAAGAUGAUUAGGUCUCAGUUGAAGGAUUCCAAAAACAUGUGUGCUCUACUCAAUCUGUUUCACCAUCCAGGCUGUGGAGGUACCACUCUGGCAAUGCAUGUGAUGUGGGAUCUCCGUCAAGAGUUCAGGUGUGCUGUGCUGAAAGACAACACACUGUCAAAGAAAGAAGUUGCCAUUCAAGUCAGUACGCUCAUGAAACUUGAAAGUGAGAAACCAUCUCCAGUUUUACUGUUAGUCGAUGAUUCAAAAGAAACUGAGAAUCCUCACGAACUGGUGAACUGCAUACAUAAAGCAGUAGAGGAUGGCUUAAACAUGAAUGUGGGUGACGCACCAAACUGCAAAGUCAUCAUCCUUAACUGUGUUCGUUCCCAUAGCCCACAGGAGCAAUACAAACAGCACAACACAGGACCAAGUCAAUUCAUAACUGCUUCAUUGACACAAGAAGAACAGAAGGAGUUUGAAAAAAAACUCAGAGAGCUUAAAGAAACUCAUGAAAAACCUGAAAACUUUUACAGCUUCAUGAUCAUGAAGAGCAAUUUUGACAAGAAAUACAUCAAGGAUCUUGCUCGUAACAUGUUGGAGAAUUUUGAUUACAGCUCAAAGAAGGCCAGGCUGUUUGCCUUCCUAGCGUUACUUAACACCUAUGUGCCAGAAUCUGAAAUCUCUCUCUCCCUCUGUCAAGACUUUUUGGGGAUGAAAAUGAUACAUUGGAGUGGGGACAGCGUAAUGGGCAGAAUGGAGCCCUAUUCAAACUUCCUCAUUAUUGACACAGUUGAAGACUUGGGAGGAUACAAAGGAAUCCGAAUCCUUCAUCACUCCAUAGCAUCUGCGUGUCUGGAAGAGUUGGAGAGAAGCUACUCUUUAAGAGUAAGUGAUAUCACUAUGGAGAUGCUUCACUGUGAUCUGUUCUUCAGUGUUGGAGUUGUCAAACACAGGUUCAUGCGCUCAAUUCAACAAAUGUUGAUUGAAAGGCAGCGCAAGAAAGCUGGAGAUGAGAGAGAAACAUUUUCUCCUCUCAUAGGCAAAAUCCACAAUGAUCAAGGGAGACAAACUGUCCAAAAAAUCUUUGUGAAAGCAUCGUCCAGGUUGGUGACAAGUGCAUCUAUUCCUCAGGCACUGGCGAGAUAUCUAUACAUCGUGGAGUGUGACUUCCCGGAGGCUCUGCAAUGGGCUGAAAAGGCCAAGAACAUCAAACAACACCCCUACACAUUUGAUACAAUUGGGCAGAUUCACAAAAGUAAUUUAAAAUCUAACAACAGAGAAAAGCAGGAGACAUCCCGCAAUCCAGAAGACUUAAACACAAACAUUCAAAUUGCAAAUUAUGCUAUCGCAGCAUUUAAAAGUGCUCAAGAGCUGGCAAAUGAAGAGGACGAACCUGACACAGAAGCUGCUGAUGAUAAGUCGGAAGACUACCCCAGAAAGUCAUAUAAUGUUGCUGGCUAUGUGGGUGUGCUGGAUAUUGCCUUCCUGGUCUUUGAGAUAUUGAGCAGAUUGCCGUUCUUUGAGGAAAGUGACCCAAUGAACAAGAGGUAUUUGCAGAGUUUUCUGAAAAAAUCGAUCUCAAUCACCAGUGUGCAUAAGGAGGACAAUGUCAUCAACAACAGAUAUGUGGAGAUCAUCAAAGAACACAAGCAGUUUCUCCAGAGUUUAAAAACUGAAGUAAAAGAAAUUUUCGAACUUCUUGUCUUUUACUUCACAAAUAUAAAAGCAAACACUUCUAAAUCAGAUUUUCGUGCAAUUGUCAGUGCUCUUUUUAUAAAGUAUGUAGCUCUUUUUUGCACAACUUCAGAAGAAAUGAAAAACGAACGACAAUGCAAUCCUCGUCUCAAUUUGGAAAUCGAUAUUGAAGAACGAAGAUUGUUUCUUGAAGAGCAAAAUGCAGAUACAUUUGCAGGAAUUCUUCAACAUUUGGACAAUGCUGACAAAGAGAUUGAGAGGAUCACAGAAUGCUAUGCAUUUUUGCAACAAAAACAAAAGACAAAGGAAACAAUCAAUUACAUUUUGUCAAACAUAGUUCUUUACCUUUUGAAACGAAAAUCUAAACAUGUAAAGAGUUACCGCUACCUCUCUGAUCUACUUUUGAAAACUCUCCAAGAAGUAGGACUUCAGUAUCCCUUCCCAGAUCCAUACUACCUGGCUCUGCUGUUACUCUGGCCAAGUCCUGGGCAGGAAAACACAGCAAUUGAGACAUAUGUGAGAGCAAUUCGAAAAUCGAAACGCCUGAUUUUAUCAUUUCGAAUAAGAAACACUAUUGCCCACCUCUACCUGGGGAAAGAAGAGGGACUCAAAAGGCUUGUUUCUAAACACCAACUAGAUGAGAAUUUUAGAGAUAUGCGCCGUGACACCUUGGCUCAACUUUGGCGGAAUGGAGAUAUAUUUAAAAAAGAAGCAAUUAUCAACCGCCUUCACCGCGUCAGUGGAACCACUGAACAAGGAGAGGUGUUUGCCAAUUAUGGCAAAGUGAAAAUCCCUGUGCGUCCAGCUUUAAUUGCUGGUAUAAGAAGUGGUGCGAGCACAGAAAAGGUUACUUUCUACCUUGGUUUUGCUAUUAAUGGACCCCUGGCAUAUGAUAUCCAGUAUGAAAACUAGGGUAGCUGAUUGUACAAACAAUUGCAUCGGAAGUGCAAAGAGAUGAACUAACUGUACAGUGAGAAAAAAAUCUGUGAACUGAUCAAAGUCCAUGUGAAUGGAACUGAAUCCGUCUCUUCUCCUCAGCCUUCACCUCCCAAAAACUGUACUCCUUCUGCGGAACAGAAGGAGUACAGAUGUGAAAAAAGUUCACAUCUCUGUCCAAUCUUUAAGCUCACUUAUUGAAUGACAAUAAGAAGAUUCCUUUACAUCUCCUCGGACUUCUCAUCGGAAUUUCAAACACAUCUCAUAAUGAGCAUUUGAUAAUGAGACACAUUGCCGUGUUAAAUGGAACACCUGUAGCUCAAUACAGCUGCAUACAGUAUAUACUGUUCGUUUUUAUAUUCUUUUCAUGAAAUCUAAUCUUUUAUUAACAUGUAUUAUCUAUCUUUUGAGGAGUAUUUGUUGUUUUGUUUUUGUUGUCUCUUGCAGAUGUGGCAUAUUUGCCAAACCAUCUCCUAUUCAUUUAUUUGAAAGUGCAAAUAUCAUAAUACAGAAGUUAAGCUGAGCUCAUUUUUGUACAAACAGCUGACUCAUGAACUGUACCUUUUGAGAAAUAUGUGUGGCAGCCAGUGAGUCACUGUGAUGGACUUUUAAACACACCUCAUAAAAGCCCAUGAGUGUUUUAUAAUCAGACAGAUAACAGGGUUAAGUAUCCUGUAGCUCAUAUAUAGCUGCAUAUGUACUGUUAAUUAUAUUCUUUUUAUGCAUCUUAUCUUUUAUUUACAUUUAUCAUCCACUUUCUGAAGUUUUUUUAUGUCUCUUACAGAUGCGACUCAUUUGCUAAAUGUAAGCGUAGCUCAUUUUUGUACAAACAAGUGCAACACAAGCACAAAAUAAACUCUUGCUCAUUUUCUCAAAGAAAUAGAAAACCCAGCUGAGAACCAUUGAUCUCGCCCUCAAUCAUUUUUGUAGUUUUGUUUGACUGUACCCUAUAACACCUUUAUAAACAUUAUUGAACAAGUUAACGUGAAAUUAAUCUUGUGUGACAAAUGCGUUGUUGGUUUUCUGUAAGGACAGGAUUUUGCCAGAAAUGGUUUGUGAACUGUAAAUGUAUCCGGGGUGUGACCACACAACCCAUAAUACUAAACUAUGAUUUGCUGUUUGCCCUCUCAGAGGCGGGACAUCCAUGUGUAUGUUGUUGCUGUAAGAUACUGUAAUGUGAGUAAAUAUUGUAGAUAUGAGUAUUACAAUUAUAAAUGGUAAAUUAAUGUUAUUUGACGUGUGUGUGAGCACAAAUGUACUUCAUGCCACAUUACUGCUUGAGUCAGUGCCCAACUUCAGCCACUACUGUCAAAAGAGUCUGGACAUGCCACUGAUAUGCAUGUAUAAUCCUAAACUAUGCAAUAAAAAAUAUCUUAUUUACA